CACACAGCCCACGUAUAAUCGAUUACGAAUAACAACAAUAACAACAACCGUGUGUUUGAAUAUAAAAUUGUUGUGGUUUUAUUUUUUGUUUAAUAACACAUUUUUGUUUAUCAAUAUCGGAGGUCAAAGGUCGCCGCGUCACGUGGAAUGCGCAUGUCGACCGGGCGCCUUUCAACUUUAGUUUAAUUUGCGAAAUAAAAAAAAAUAAACAAUUCACAGGCAAAAUUAGAUUGCCGAUCGUGCGAGCUGUCUGUAUUCAUCCACGGAUGCAUGUAUAGCAGCUCAAAAUCCCAGUGGAUGUUAUGAACAUAUACUCCGCCGCGCAGGCCUCGGUUGGAGCAUCCGGGCUCGCCUAGGAUGCGUGCCGGGAUCGGAGCGACUUUGCCCGCGGGGGAGAGACGGCCGACGUGGGGUAGGGGUCGGAGUCUAAAACCGGUUUCCGAGGUCGGGGCUCGCGGGGUCAGAAUCUGGGGGUAGAGAGAUCGGAUCAAAGUUGGGAUCAGGGUUAGAGCAAGGGUCAGGGUUAGAGUAAGGGUCAGGGCUAGUGUAACGGGCCAGGGUUAGAGUAAGGGUCAGGGUUAGUGUAAGGGUCAGGGUUAGUGUAAGGGUCAGGGCUAGUGUAAGGGUCAGGGCUAGAGUAAGGGUCAGGGUUAGAGUAAGGUCAGGGUUAGAGUAAGGGUCAGGGCUAGUGUAAGGGUCAGGGCUAGAGUAAGGGUCAGGGCUAGUGUAAGGGUCAGGGCUAGAGUAAGGGUCAGGGCUAGUGUAAGGGUCAGGGUUAGAGUAAGGGUCAGGGCUAGUGUAAGGGUCAGGGUUAGAGUAAGGGUCAGGGCUAGAGUAAGGGUCAGGGUUAGGGUUAGAACCAGGGUUAGGGUUGAGGUUGAUAGAGCGGCUGGUGGUGCCGGGUUGAGACCGGGGUCCCGGAGCUCCUCGGGACAAGAAUCUGGACCAGGUUAUGAGAUAUCGGUUUACGUUUGUGAUUGGAUUCCGAAGGAGAAUCAGCUCGUCGCAGGGCCUGGGUCGGCCGGGGAGUUGAGCGAGGAUCACGGGUCGAGUUCGGGACCAAGAGACGCGUGAAAGGACGGGUGAUGUGGAAAGGGCGGUGCUCGGGUUUAUAACAAUCCGGUGGCCGCGAAGCCUGUAAGUAGUAGUAACGCGUCGUCAUGGAGGACACGUCCAACGGGCCGGAGAUGCAGGUGCUGCAGGCGUUCUUCUCUCACGUCGGCGGCUUCGCGUGCGACCGUGCCAAGGACUACAUCGAGAGGGAGAAGGAGAGCAGCAGCAGAGGCGGUGGCGGUGGCGUGGCAUGGGCGUCCCUGCUGUCGGCCCUGGCGCACCUUGCGGCCACCGAGAGGGCCUACCACUCCAUGACCUUUCUGGGCCAGAAACCAGAGGGAGAUGUCCCUUUUUUGCUUCUUCGCUGGUUUGAAGGCGGACAAUCUUUCUUCUCGCGCAAGGACACUCUGCGCAGCAUGUACGGCUCCUUGUGCUCCGAGCUGCGCCGCGUCACGGGCUCGGGCGCGCAGGCAGCUGCCGGCAGUGGCGGCAGCGGCGGUGGCAAUGCGGCCGUGCACUCGGAGGAUGUCCUGGGUCACCUGGCCGAGCAGCUGGGCCACCUGGUGCAAUCGAGGCAGGAAAUGGCCGAUCUCUACGAGAAGCUGCACGGGCUGAGCCUGGGACGCAACGCCGCGCCCGACGAGCUGCUAGCCUCGCUUGGAGCCAUCACGCAGAAAUUCUCCUCCAGGGUUCACCACCCGGUGCUCAGCGCCUUGAGCAGCAGCUUCCAGCACGAGACGGAGGCGCUGGGUCACCUGCUGCGCGCCCAGCGCGACGUCUCCUCGUGGCUCUUCCUGCCGGCGCUGCUGGAGCUGCACGCGGCUCACGCCAAGCUGGGGGCGUGGGCGUCCCGCGGCUCGGAGCGAGCGCGCGACGGCGCCGCGGCGCCGCAGCGCAAGCCGCUGUUCGGCGGCGCUGCCCAGCGCGCUGCUCCCACGCCACACCUGCACCAGUGGAUGGUGAAGUACAAGACGUUCCUGCUGGCCAAGUUCAGCUUCUACUUCCACGAGGCGCUGAGCCGGCAAGCGGGCGGCGAGAUGAAGUCGCUCACGGCGAAAACAAGCCCCGACUUUUUUGGCAAAGUGUCGAGCUUCAUCAAGAAGACGGAUGCUGCCAACGUGUCUCUCAUCCUUGACACGCGUGGCCUGGAGGACAGCUUCAAGGGUCACGGCUACCACUACCCCGGGUCGUACCCGGAGGGGUUCAAGGUUCCGGCCGAGGGCUUCGUGCCGGUGCUGUCGCUGCCCAGCGAGCGCACGGCCAUGCACUGGUCGGCGCUGUCUAUGGUGCUGGCCGAGCGUGCCUCCGAGCUGGCGUGCGCGGAGCGCGUGGUGCACGACUACGACGAGAAGGCGCAGAGCACCUACUACCUGGCGCGUCCCGAGCCGCGCUUCACCAUCGCUGUCGUCUACGAGAGCCGCCGGAGCGAGAAGGACUCCGGCGUACACGCGUUCCUGCUUGAGACCGCCGCCGCGCUCAAGCACAGCAAGCCCUUCGCCAGCCUCAAGCCGGGCUCCAAGGCGUAGGUAGUCCAGCCGUGGAGGAGAGAUGGCCCCCACCCCCACCACCUCCCACCCCGAAGCUGACCUUUUAACGGAGCUCCACUUCUUUCGUAUGGCCAAUGUAGAUGCAGAGCAACGCCUACAAUUUCACGUUCAGGUGGUCAAGCCAGACAGCCGCGUCAGUAGCGGAGCUCGACUGACCGACCACCUCACCAACCUCAAGCUGCAAUUGAAGGUGUAGGCCGGCUUUGACUGAACACUCUUUGACAAGAGCUAGACUCAUCUAAGUGGCCGAGCCAGAUUCAAAGUCAUGAUCUGGCCGUGGAUUUGGGGAAAGGUGGCCCUUGCACUGGAAAAGGUGGGCCUGCCCCGACUAAGUUGUUUGACCAAGACCAACAUUGAUAGCCAAGCAGGGUGAAGACUGGGUGGUUGGUGCCUUCAAGGGUAGCUCCCUUGAAAGACUGUGUCCAUGUAAGGGUUCAUAAUCAUCAUUUUCAUUCUUCUCAGCCAUGGUUUAACCUCUACUGGAUGAAGACCUCCCCACGUCAGUGCCAUGCGAGAUAGUUAUGUCAUGUUCCAAUCCAGCUCGCUCCCAUACAUCGAUGAAGUUGUUUGAGUAAUCUUGAUUUGUUUGAGUAACCUGACUUGCACGGGUGCCCUUAAACAGUUAAGUUCCUCAUCUAUUCUGGGUUCUUGAGCUUAUAAGUCACAGCUUGGUAGUGGCCACUUGAAGAAGCUUGCACAAAUAAAAAAACUUGCCGAAAACAAUGUGAAUGUGCCACAGAGGGAUGAAGCGUGCAAUGAAAAGUGCCAUACAACUGUAAAUUGAUGUGGUUUAUGGUCUCCAAGCGGUGAUCUGCAAAGUUAUUGUUCGGUGUAUGUUGAGCUUCUCUUGCACCAUAGCCAACCGUGUUGAUCGAAGGUGCGGGGAAGGACAACAAGAUAAGACAACCAAAGUAAGAGCCAAUGUCAGUCUAGAGCUCAGACCAAUCUGGCAACUCAUGCCUUGUGCCAUUCUCAUCAGACCAGCUGAUUUGAUUACUUCCGAGAGGAAAGCAGAGCAUGCUGUCCAGCCUUAAGGGCAAUCAUAUGGUGAAGCAACUAUAGCAAAGUGUGCGUGCAUGCAAGGUGCCAGUGUGUUUAGUCGGAUGCAGUUUGAUUGAGCAGCCCUAAAUAUUGUUGGCUAUUAAAGCAAAUCCAGGAUUUGUAAAGACCGUCAGAAGUUCAAACGUAUGUGUGAAAGCUAUAUGCAAAAAGUGGUGCUUAAUAAAAUAUCGGUGGCGUUUCUUGCACUCGAGAAUACAGCAUAUCAUUCAUGUCUAUGCAGUUCCUUUUAAGGUGCACGCAAGUAUACGUGGUCAACCGAUUUUGUAUAAUGUAGAUAUUACAAAACAAUGGAUUUUGUGAGGAUUUGGCAGUACCCACAGAUUUUGCCAACAAGUAUAUUCAACCAAGCCAAGUAUAUUCAACCAGUUUGCUCAGGAUGGCCAAUCAUUCCCUGCUAUCCCUAUUGCAGUGGACAGUUCAACUGAGAUAAUGUAGCAAGACAAACAAUGCUUAUACACAUAUACAGACCUUCCCUUUUAUAUGCCUGAAUGCUUUAAAGCAAACAGUAGUCGAGCAGAACCAGCCUAUCCACUGUAAGGUUAGGUUUCACUUGACCUGCCCAGCAUGCUCGACUGACCAUCGGUGUUUGCAGACGAAACUUAUCCACACAUUUUCAUGCUGUUGAGAUGGAGAGGUGGCAAGGAUCUGUGGGUGCUGCCAAGGUCGUACAAAAAUCAUUUUUUUGCAGAGGAAUUACAUUAUUUUUUUGGCCUGGUAGCAACCAGCGGUUGCCAGAUAUUUGGGAAAACAGCAGAAAGUACCAUCCUGUUGAAGGCUACAUCUGCAGAAGCCAAGCAUUGUAUCGAUGCUUCAGUGCCAGAUUAAGGUGUGCGAUGUUAACCAGACAGCCAUCUCGUGGCUGGUGCUUGGGGGGGGGCGGGGGUUGCGACAGGGGGUCAGGACCCUUCUCUCCAUUUGAGCAGGCUGAUGCUAGAGCCAUUCUCUUCUGGUCAAUCAAAUGUCUGGGGGCAAGACCCAGAAUAUUCUGGGUACGAGGAGGAAUAUUGUGAACUUCCCAAGGAAUGAAGCACCACAUGUUGGUAUAUGAGAUCCAGUGCUUUGCAUAAGGGCAGGCCCAUCCAAUUGUGAAGAUGAAGAAAGGAAGCUCACAACUAGCAAAAAAAUUGUCUCAAGCCAGGCUCUGCACUGCUGUGCAGAUAAAAAGUGAGUUUGGUUGAGCCCUGCCCACUCUUGUAGGCACUGAAGGACGAUGGUGGUCUUGUAAAAGAGUUUUCUCAUUGCAUUGUUGCACACUUUUAAUUGUAUGCUGAAAUACAAAUAUUGAAGUUUGA
Messenger RNA from Petromyzon marinus (sea lamprey), 4954 nucleotides. It is a transcript of the gene KICS2, whose product is annotated as KICSTOR subunit 2. The record is from RefSeq and is a predicted model, not a curated record. Gene Ontology annotation, cellular component: KICSTOR complex. Gene Ontology annotation, biological process: cellular response to glucose starvation; cellular response to amino acid starvation; negative regulation of TORC1 signaling. NCBI's taxonomy places the organism in Eukaryota, Metazoa, Chordata, Hyperoartia, Petromyzontiformes, Petromyzontidae.